This is a messenger RNA of Oldenlandia corymbosa var. corymbosa, 1227 nucleotides long. Lineage: Eukaryota; Viridiplantae; Streptophyta; Magnoliopsida; Gentianales; Rubiaceae. The record is from the annotation of a GenBank genome assembly.
AUGGAGCUAUUGGUGGCCGUUCUUUUGCUCAGUCUACUUAUCCCUUCUUCCGGCGGGGAAAAAUUAUCCGGAUUGCCGUCCAAUUUCAGGCUCCGCAAUGCUCCGGCAGCCGGUCUUUGUGCUCAUCUCAUCGAACCCGCCGGCUAUCCUUGCUCCGAGCACAUUACUCAAACGAAAGAUGGUUACUUGCUUGGUCUUCAACGGGUAUCAGGUUCAUCAUCAUCAUCUCGCACUGGAUAUCUAAAUGGACAAAGGGGUCCGCCCGUUCUUCUUCUUCAUGGUUUAAUGAUGUCAGGUGAUGCCUGGUUCAUGGACUCCCCGAAUCAAUCUUUGGGCUUUAUCCUUGCUGAUAACGGGUUUGAUGUAUGGGCUGGAAAUGUCCGCGGGACGCGUUGGAGCCAUGGACAUGUCUCUUUAUCUGAGAGGGAAAAGGAAUUCUGGGAUUGGAGUUGGCAGGAACUGGCUUUGUAUGAUCUUGCAGAAAUGGCUCGUUAUAUUUCUAAUGUUACAAACUCAAAAGUGUUCAUUGUUGGACAUUCACAGGGAACUAUUAUGUCUCUAGCUGCCCUUACUCAGCCGGAUUUAGCAUCAAUGGUUGAAGCAGCUGCUCUUUUGUGUCCCAUAUCAUAUUUGAAUCAUAUCAGUACUGAAUUUGUUCUAAGACUUGUGAAAAUGCACAUGGACGACGUCUUUCUUGCAAUGGGUAUUCAUGAACUUAAUUUCAAGAGUGAUAUGGGUACUCAACUUAUGGAUAUGAUUUGCGAUGGACGUGUCAAUUGCAAUGACUUGCUUGGUUCAAUCACAGGAAAGAAUUGUUGUUUCAAUGACUCCCGGAUCGAUUUCUACCUGGAAUACGAGCCUCAUCCUACAUCUGCAAAGAAUCUGCACCACCUUUUCCAAAUGAUUCGUAAAGGUACUUUCAAAAUGUAUGAUUAUGGAUUCUGGAAGAACUUUAAGGAAUACGGAAGUUUUCAACCCCCAAGAUUUGACCUUCGCAAUAUCCCUGAAUCAAUACCGUUAUGGAUGGGAUAUGGUGGAAGCGAUGCUUUAGCCGAUGUAACCGAUGUUCGCCGCACACUGAAGGAACUAAAAGGCAAGCCAGAGUUACUUUACCUGGAGGAAUAUGGCCAUAUAGACUUCCUCCUCAGUGUAAGUUCAAAGAAAGAUGUUUAUGAUGACAUGAUUAGGUUCUUCAAGAAUUUGUCUGGAAGAUAUACUAGUUACUAA